Salmo salar (Atlantic salmon) is the source of this 4298-nucleotide messenger RNA. RefSeq lists its product as uncharacterized. Gene Ontology annotation, cellular component: nucleus. Lineage: Eukaryota; Metazoa; Chordata; Actinopteri; Salmoniformes; Salmonidae. Gene Ontology annotation, biological process: regulation of transcription by RNA polymerase II. Gene Ontology annotation, molecular function: DNA binding; protein dimerization activity. The record is from RefSeq and is a predicted model, not a curated record.
UGGCCACGGUAAUGACAGACUGCUUCACUUCAUCCCAGACACGGUGGUCUGCGGUGAGCCAUGGUUGGAGGGCGGUGACCCCCGUGCGGUGGGUUCCAUCCCCCCAUGCCUCAGCCUGCGGAGAUGGGGCAGUGGGCCUGUGCCUGGGGGGUCAGCGGAGGAGGAAGAGGCGGGGGUGUUUGCCAAGACCCUGUCACUGCAUCAGGGGUGGACGUUUGGACCCUUCGUGGGAGAGUUGACCCGCGGCCCUCUGAGUUGCCUCAAAUACGCCUGGGCUAUCAAAGAAAAUGAUUCCUACUACUUCGUAGAUGCCUCGGAUGAAAACAAAUCAAACUGGAUGAGGUAUGUAGCGUGUGCUGCCUGCGAGGAAGAACACAACCUGACGGUGUUCCAGUACCGCGGUCAGAUCUUCUACAGGGUCUCCCAGCCCAUCCCUGAGGGGACAGAACUCAAGGUCUGGAUUGGCCAGGAGUACGCUGCCAUGCUGGGUCUAGGGAUAGGUGAGAACAUCAAGUGUGAAUUCGGGGACAAGGAAAUCCUACUGCGAAUCUUCCGUGACAUCCAGGUCGUGCCAGUGGGCGGAACUAGCAGUCUCCCAGACAUCAAUGGCUCUUACAGCUGGUCAGACAACAGCCAAUCAGGGAGCCCCCUGCCAGUCAUCAGUGAUGUCAGUAGCGGGUUACAGACUGAUACCACUGACCCCACCCCUGUCCUCAACCCACCUCAAAACACCAAUCAGACGGGACUGGCAACAACCGUGAAGUACGACUUUGUAAAGGGUGCUGAGAUACUGUUGAGCCCCUCUCAGCCCAACAGCCCCGUAUGGGAGUUCUUUGGGUUUGAGCCGGACCCCAACGGCCAGCCGCUGGACAAGGACAAAGUCAUGUGCAAGCUGUGUGGUCAACACGUGGACUACAGUGCUACUGUCACCCACCUGGAGAACCACCUGGUCCAGAUGCACCAUAUGAAGCGCCGGGACGUCAUCAAGGAUGGCAACAAGCCCUGGGUUUCGUCCUCACGCUUCAGGCCUUACCACAGUACGGGUGGCAGAGCACCUCGUUCUAGCAGCCCCUCAACCCACAGAACCACCAACAACUACAGUAAUGAGGACUGGACUUGGAGUGGGAACGGCAGUUCAGCAGUGACCGAUACUGUAACAGCGGGUUUGACCGCUACACCGGGACAGAGAACGCUCUCUAACUUCCUGACCAAUCAAACCACCACAGCCAUCACUAACUUCCUCAUCAAAGACUUGUUGCCCCCAGAUACAGUGGAGGGGGAGGGCUUCAAGCAGCUGAUCCAGAACCUGCUGCCAUCCUGCCAGGAGAUUCCUUCAGCUUCUCUACUGGAGGAGGUGCUGAGGGAUGUCCACACCAAGGGAAGAAAGAACUGGGCCAAGCUGCUGACCAACAGCACUGGGUUUAAUGAGGAUGACACUUCCAAGCCAAAUAUUCCAGUUCAAUUCAAACCCAGCUCCUCAACAAGAAAAGCUGCCCGUUUCUGCUCACAGACCCAGAACCAAGUAUCUCACCACGUAGCUGUUAGUGCUGACGUGUGGUGUCAUGACUGGCAGGGAGACCAGGAGAGAUACGCCACUGUUUGGGCCCAUUUCAUCAACGCUGACUUCACUUCCCAUAACCUGGCUUUGGCCACGCAGCGUCUGGGUGAGACAGGAACUGGGGAUAUGGAUCUGAGCAUGGUCGAGGCUACAGUGAGGUCCAUGGCUCAGGAGUGGGACAUCUCUCAGCCCAUUUUCAUCCUGCUUGGGGGCGACGAGAUGGAAAAGACGAAGGUAGGUCCGAAGAAGAGAGAGAGAACUGUAGAAGGGGUUGGCGGAGGUGCCCGUCCCCACCACCCGAACUCCACCACAUUCCUGGAGAUGGAGGACUCCAUAUCCUCUGAUGAUCUCUCAGGUCUGGAACGAGCGAUCGAACGAGCCAACUCCACCAGCGAGGAGUCCCACUCUCCACCCAUACCUUGUUUCUUCACAGCUGUUCAGAGCUGCAUAGAGGAAGUCAUGGGUCAUUCCAUCAUCUCAAAGACCCUCAGUGUAUUCCAACACCUUCUCUACAGCCUCUUCUCCCUCCAUGAUAAAGACAUGGUAACUCUUCACCCAGCCAGGAAACUGAUCUCAGUCCUACAGAAGCAGGAGACGGCUGAGCUGAAGGCUUGGGCCUAUGGGAAACCAGGCUGGAAUGGGCUUUACAGUGUGGUUAAGACGCUCCUCCGCUAUCAAAACAUGAUCUCUGAGACACUAAAACAAAUAGACAGUGAGAUCCAAACUGGACAAGACACAGGAAGUCCCACUGACUUGGAUUCAGGGGCGACUGCCGCUUUGAAAACCGCUGACAAACAUGGCACAAACUCCACUUCCGCUGCCUGUGCUAACUCUGACACCACCGACAGCUCCAACUCAUCGGUACCCGUCCCUCCCAAGCGAUCUGACUGGAAGGUGUUGGAGGAUCUCUCCUCCAUGCUGAAACCCCUUGACGUGGCGUGCCGUACCCUGGCCAAGGAACCGUUCCCCAGGCUCUCGCUGGUCAAGCCCAUCCUCACCGGCCUGCUCGACCGACAUUUCGCCCCCCACCCCCGCCAUCGCAACGACUCCACCAUCUUGAAGGAACUCAAAAAGAAGAUAAGGUGGGGCCUUUCCUGCCGGUACAACGACCCCCAGAUCAACCAGGUGUUGUGUGUAGCGUGCGCCCUCGACCCCCAGUUUCACGGCCUGGGCUUCAUGGACGUCAGGGAGCAGGCGACCACCUUCGCCUGGCUGAAGAAAGAAGCGGUCCGGAUCGUAGAGGAGGACCGGAGGAGGGCCGAUGCAGCAUCUCCAGGGGGCAAGAAGAGGAAGAAGAGGGGAUCCUCCUCAACCACCUCAUCCUCAGGAGAUAUGGAGGGAGACGUCCUGAGAAGAAGCAAAAGGCUGAAGGAGAUCACCCCGGUCAGUUUCAAAGAGAGAACCGAGAGUGAUUCAGACGAGGAAGCCACCGGUAGCUCUGUGAACGACGACAGUGAGACUGAUAACAUGGAGCUGAAACUGGAGCCCGCCUCCCAGCAGACCGGCAUGGAGUUCCUUCUAGGGGACCUAUUCGGCUCCCAGUCCCAGAACAAGCAGCCCUCAGUGGAAGAGACAGUGGACAUUGAGCUGUCUGUCUUCAGAGCAGAGAAGGGGGCCACCCUGGGCGUGGAGCCUUUACAGUGGUGGAAGGCUAGAUCAGGACAGCUCCCCCUGCUGGCCAAAGUGGCACGCGCCUACCUGGCUGCCCCGGCUGUCGCAGGCAGUGCCGUCCAGAUGUUCCUGCAGGAUGGAGGAGGGGUGAUACAGAGGAAGAGAACCAAUAUUCCUCCAGAGGGCCUUGACCAGAUGCUGUUUCUGCACCAUAACGGUCUGACCACGACCACACAGGGUUACACAACGGUCUGAAAGGAUGAACACAACUUGCUGACUGUCACUCAAUACAUUUAACUAUGGGGCUUCUCUCUCUCUCCAAGUUGAUGAGAUGGACUUUGUGAAGACUAUCACUCAAUCUCUGAAACUCGAAAGACUUUCCUUUCUUGGUUAAAUUGUUGGACUGUUAAACAUGUUACUGUUGUGUGUUUUCAGUAUGUAGAUCGAAACUAAAUUCAGAGAGAAGUCCCUUUUCGGUUAGUGCCUUAUCAUUCUUUGAACUGUUUGCAUAACUACUGUACACAUGUAUUGUUUAAGUAAAAAAAUAUGUUUUACUGUUUAAGCUAGUUUACCGUCCGAAGUCUGAUGGGACUCCUACUUCUGAAACUAUUCAUUUCAGUUUUAGGAAAACUCUACUCAUUUUUUACAUUUCAGAAUUUUAUAGAUGCGUAAUUGGUUAACCAACAAGGUUGAAUUUUCAUAGUGUCUGUAGGAUUCAUUUACUUCUCUGAGAAUAACACUAUAUGAAAUAUAUUGCAGCUGAAACAAACAAAUGAAGAUUUAUUGGUUCUGUGGAGGAAAUCAGACUUAACAUACACAGUGGAUUAUGUCAAAGCUGUACACCUAACAAGAAAUUGAACAUGUGUAACUUUUAUAGUCUUAACUGUUUAAUCAAAUGUUCCAAGUCUUAAAUGUUAGAAUAGUAAACUAACACAUUUGUAAUCCUAAACGUGUCCACAUAAUCAGUUCUUCAUCCUGUAGAAGGUUGUGUUUGCAUGUUAGAAUGACUGUUCUUUAUGAAAGGAACUUGAAGUAUAUCUGAUCAGUUUGUAUGGUCAUACAAAUAGCAUUUAUCACUGUGUACAUUCUUACUGUCAAUGGCUUUUGGCAGUAAACUUUGUUUUAGAGA